AUGUCAGUCCGAGGCAGGAGCCAGCCCGACCUGGUUGCUCAGUGUCUGGCAGCCAGCACCUUCCCCCCACAAAUAUCUCACCUGGCCUUACCUGGCCCCACCUGGCCUCACCUGGCCCCACCUGGCCCCACCUGGCCUCACCUGGCCUUACCUGGCCCCACCUGGCCUGUCCCACCUUCCUGUGGACCUGUAGUAUCUCACCUGGCCUCACCUGGCCCCACCUGGCCCCACCUGGCCUGUCCCACCUUCCUGUGGACCUGUAGUAUCUCACCUGGCCUUACCUGGCCCCACCUGGCCUCACCUGGCCCCACCUGGCCCCACCUGGCCUGUCCCACCUUCCUGUGGACCUGUAGUAUCUCACCUGGCCUUACCUGGCCCACCUGGCCUCACCUGGCCUGUCCCACCUUCCUGUGGCCUUGUACUAUCUCACCUGGCCUUACCUGGCCCCACCUGGCCUGUCCCACCUUCCUGUGGACCUGUAGUAUCUCACCUGGCCCCACCUGGCCUGUCCCACCUUCCUGUGGACCUGUUGUAUCUCACCUGGCCUCACCUGGCCCCACCUGGCCCCACCUGGCCUGUCCCACCUUCCUGUGGACCUGUAGUAUCUCACCUGGCCUUACCUGGCCCCACCUGGCCUCACCUGGCCUCACCUGGCCCCACCUCGCCCCACCUGGCCUGUCCCAUCUUCCUGUGGACCUGUACUAUCACACCUGGCCCCACCUGGCCCCACCUGGCCUGUCCCACCUGCCUGUGGACCUGUACUAUCUCACCUGGCCCCACCUGGCCCCACCUGGCCUGUCCCACCUUCCUGUGGACCUGUACUAUCUCACCUGGCCCCCAUCUGGCCCCACCUGGCCUGUCCCACCUUCCUGUGGACCUGUACUAUCUCACCUGGCCCACCUGGCCCCACCUGGCCCCACCUGGCCUGUCCCACCUUCCUGUUGA
Molecule: messenger RNA, 945 nt
Organism: Haliotis rufescens (red abalone)
Lineage: Eukaryota; Metazoa; Mollusca; Gastropoda; Lepetellida; Haliotidae
Product: foot protein 1 variant 1-like
Exons: 3
Coding region: 1-945 (314 amino acids)
Source: RefSeq, a predicted model, not a curated record